AUGUCGCCUUCUAUUGUUGAUAUUGUUGAGGCCCCGGUCGUUGAGGCCCCCAUCGAGGUCCCUAUCGAGGCUGUCCCCGUUGUUGAGGAGCCUAUCAUCGAGUCCAAGGGCAGCUCUGUCGAGUACCUGCCCCUGAACAGUGUGGACGCCGUUGACCUGCCCGCCAUUGGCGCCACCAAGCUGCGCAAGAUGAUCUUUGAGACCAAGGACCUCAUUGUCUGCCCCGGUGUCUACGACGGCCUGUCUGCCCGUACCGCCAUCGAGACUGGUUUCGAUGCCAUGUACAUGACUGGUGCCGGCACUACUGCUUCCCGUCUUGGCCAGCCCGAUCUGGCCAUUGCCCAGCUCCACGAGAUGAGAGAAAACGCAGAGAUGAUUGCCAACCUUGACCCCUUUGGCCCCCCUCUCAUUGCCGACAUGGAUACCGGCUACGGCGGCCCCAUCAUGGCUGCCCGUACCGUCGAGCAAUACAUCCGCGCCGGUGUCGCUGGUGCCCAUCUUGAGGACCAGGUCCUGACCAAGCGCUGCGGCCAUCUUUCCGGCAAGAAGGUCGUCCCCCGCGAGGAGUACUACUCCCGCAUCCGCGCCGCCCACGCUGCCCGCGUCCGCAUGCGCUCCGACUUUGUCCUGAUUGCCCGCACCGAUGCCCUCCAGUCUCUCGGCUACGACGAGUGCAUCGAGCGUCUCCGCACGGCCCGUGAUCUCGGCGCCGAUGUUGGCCUGCUCGAGGGCUUCAAGAGCAAGGAGCAGGCUGCGCAGGCUGUCAAGGACCUCGCCCCCUGGCCGCUUCUGCUCAACAGUGUCGAGAACGGCGCCAGCCCUACCAUCACUGUCGACGAGGCUCGCGAGAUGGGCUUCAGAAUCAUGAUCUUCUCCUUUGCCUGCAUCGUCCCCGCCUACAGAGCCAUCAAGGACACCCUGGUUCUGCUCAAGACCAAGGGCAUUGUUGGCACUCCCAAGGACCUCACACCCGUCAAGCUCUUUGAGGUUUGCGGCCUGAAACACUCUAUGGAGGUCGACCAAUCUGCCGGUGGUCUUUCCUUUGCCGACGGCAUCUCUAACGCAUAA
This is a messenger RNA of Akanthomyces muscarius, 1068 nucleotides long. RefSeq lists its product as uncharacterized. Gene Ontology annotation, molecular function: catalytic activity. The coding region runs from base 1 to 1068 and encodes 355 amino acids. The transcript is spliced from 3 exons. Lineage: Eukaryota; Fungi; Ascomycota; Sordariomycetes; Hypocreales; Cordycipitaceae. The record is from RefSeq and is a predicted model, not a curated record.